AUGGACACCUGGAACACCAGAGGCGUUACAAGUGCGUUACCGGCCUUAGGACAUUAAGAGUUUAAGGAUCGUUGGGGAUUCAGGGUUUGGGGAGAUUGGGGAAGGGGAGGGUAAUUGGGCCUCCAGUAACCUCAUUCACACGACGAAAUAAAGCGCAAGCUUUUCACGUCGAUUUCCUGUGAGGCCGUGGUAUCACUCCGGUUGAGCCGGCCCAUUCGUGCCGAAUGAGGCCGUGGUAUCACUCCGGUUGAGCCGACCCAUUCGUGCCGAAGCAUGGCUCUCCCAUACUU
This is a messenger RNA of Spodoptera littoralis (African cotton leafworm), 290 nucleotides long. NCBI's taxonomy places the organism in Eukaryota, Metazoa, Arthropoda, Insecta, Lepidoptera, Noctuidae. The record is from the annotation of a GenBank genome assembly.